This is a messenger RNA of Phymastichus coffea, 4102 nucleotides long. RefSeq names its product chromatin assembly factor 1 subunit A-B-like. The transcript has 10 exons. The coding region runs from base 262 to 3381 and encodes 1039 amino acids. The record is from RefSeq and is a predicted model, not a curated record. Gene Ontology annotation, biological process: nucleosome assembly. Gene Ontology annotation, cellular component: CAF-1 complex; nucleus. Lineage: Eukaryota; Metazoa; Arthropoda; Insecta; Hymenoptera; Eulophidae.
UUUCGGUGAUACUGUUCUUUUGUGGUUCGCGAAAGUGUCAAAGUAAUCUUGCAAAAACUAUCGGAAAAGUUAAUGUUCAUAUUUAUACCUCUCGAAGAAAGACUUGUUUAUUAUUAUUUACUGUUGACAUAUUGAAGUUCUCUGCAUAACAGUGUGUGGGACAUGGAAACACCGAGCACACAAAAGACUCGCGCUGUGCUCUCAUAAGCUCAUUAUCUUUUUCUCACUAAAUUCCAGUGCUUGUUCAUUGUGGAUAAAGGCAUGAAAAUUAUGGAAUUACCUGGUGAUGAUGGAGAAUGUGAAAUUAAACUUGUUAUUACGCCUCAAUCAAAGAAAUCAAAACAAGCAAGAUUACCUUUCCAAACAUUAAGUACAGAUACACCUAAAGUUAAUAAAAAAAGGAAACCAGUAUCAUCGCCAGAUUGCAGAAAUGCUAAACAAGCUAAAGUUACAACAAAAGAAAAUUCUUUCAAAGCAUCUGAGCAGAAGACUAAAAAUGAAGAUGAAAAACUAAUUGAAGAAACAGAGGAAAAAAAUGACAGUAGUGCUGUGAAAGAUACCUCAAAAUUCUCAAAAUCUGAAGAUACAAUUGAUACAGAUGGUACUAAAAAUAAGAAGACAUCUAGUAAAGGAUCAGGAAAGCAUAAAAAAUCUGAAUCAAAAACUCCAGUAAAUUCUCUCACCAAGUUUUUUAAAAAAGUCGACAAUAAAGUUACCAAAAAUAAUGAUCAGAGUCCUACUAGUUCUAAGAGUAAAGAAUUGAAACUUCAAGCUAGUGUCAAAACUGAAUCAAAAAAAGUUUCAACAGAUUCUAGCUCUGAAAAUAUUGAAGAUGACCAUGAAAAUAAAAAUGUAAAUGAAUCAAAACAAGAUGAAAUCUAUGACAGUGAUAUUGAAGUAUUAAACGAGAUAUCUUCAAGUAAAGAAAAUGAAACUGCUGAUACAUCUCAUUUGAAUAGCACUGAAAAUAUUACUAUAGACUCUGAUGCUCUGUCAGAUAUAGAUGAUAGUCAUGAUGAUAAUGAUGAUGAUUCUCAUAUAUCAGAUACUGACAAUAAAAAAACAGAACAUGAAGAUACCGAUAGUAAAGAAGAUUACAGCAGGGAUAUUAGCAAAAAACAAAUCACACAAGCAAAAAAUAAGUUGCUUGAUAUGUCUAAGGAGAGGAAAUUAACUCCCAGACAAUUGGAAAAGAAAUUAGAAAUACAAAGAAAACGAGAGAUGAGGGAUAAGCAAAGACUAGAAAGAGAAAAGAAAUUGCAAGAGGAGCGUGAAAGUAGAAAGCGAGAAAAAGAAGAAAAAAAGCGUGAACGAGAAGAGAAGGAGAAAAUGGCGAAAGAGCAAAAGCGAAAAGAGAGAGAGUUGAAAGAACAAAAAAGACAAGCAGAACUUGAACAAAAGCAAAAAGAAAAAGAAGCAAAAGAAGAGGACCGCCGUAAACGUGAAGAAGCAAAGGAGGAAGAAAAGAAACGAAAAGAAGAAGAAAAACUCGAGGCGGAGAGAAAAAAACAAAAAGCUGCAUCUAAUUUCGUGAGUUUCUUCGUGUCAAAGAAGCCAACAGAGACAAAACCCGUGGAGGAAGAGGCAAAAGUUGAAAACAAAAAUUUCAUGCCUUUCGAGGUGAAGACUGAUAUGAGAUUAGCUCCGAACGUAAGAAGAAAGAUAAGCGAAAGUGAAAAAUCGAAAUUUUAUGAAUUAUUCUUAAAAAACGACUUGGAUAAAUCUAAUUUGUAUAUAAGUGAAUUGAAAAGUAACAAAUUAAGGAUAAGAAAGUCUGCAAAUACUUGGCCUCCGGAAAGUAACGAUGACAUUAUUAUAGUGGAGGAUGGGGAAGAAGAGAGCGCUAAUGUCAUUCAAGCAACAAAAGUGGAGAAACAUCGCGCGAAACUUUUGCUAUUCGAAGAUAACCGGCGACCACCAUACUGGGGCACUUGGCGUAAAAAGAGUACGUCUAUUAAUCCUCGAAGGCCAUUCGCAAAGGACGAGAGCUGUUUCGAUUACGAAGUUGAUUCCGACGAUGAAUGGGAAGAAGAAGAACCUGGAGAAUCUCUGCAUGGAUCUGAUGAUGAAAAGGAUAAGGAUGAGGAAGAUCCAGAUGAAAAUGAUUAUGAUGUCGACAAUGAAUUCAUGGUUCCUCACGGGUAUCUGUCAGAAGAAGAAAUUAUGGCUGAUGAAGAAGACGAUGAAGAUGACUUGAAUCCCGAAAACCAGAAGAACAAACUAAAAAUUCUUGGAGAACAAUUUGAAGCUGAGAGAACGAGAAAGACGACAAAAUUGAAGCCCAAGGUAAUUGGAUGCGUCUGGUUGCACAGUGAUAAUACCUAUCCAGAAUCCGUACCGUCACGUGCCAGUUCGUUCUUAAUAGCUCGUCAAGCUUGGACACGCCAAAUUCCGGUCAUAUUGGCUGCUUCACCUGAUACUGACAAAGUUAACGACGAUAAUUCAUCGUUAGGCAAACCUGGUAUUGGAUCCAGUGCAAGAAAAGCUAAAGCCCUGGAAGAAGCUACGCCAAAUUUGAUACAAUUGGUACAUGGCAAUAUAAACGGUUGCAAGUUUUUGGUAAAAGAGUUCUUAGAGUUCUUGGCUAAAACGAAGGAGGGAGAACAGCCGAUGCCUAAAAUGAAAAUACAACAGAAGAUUAAAGAAAUUGCAGCGUGGAUGAAUUGUACGGAAAGUGGACCAAUGUAUGGUAAACAUUGUUGGUGGGUAUCUGAGGAAAUUCGAAAGAAGUACUUUGGCGAAGAAAAACUUUCUAUGCCAAAUGCUUGGACUUACUAUUUAGAACCAAAGAGAAGGACAGUAGCCGUGGAGCUAACAGAAAAAGUUGACGACAAAGAAAAGGAAAAAGAAAAAGAGAAGGAAAAGGAAAAGGAAAAGAAAACCGUGCCUUUGAUAACUCAAUUUACUAAAACGCUGACUGCCGAAAAUAUGCAAAAACAGUUGACUGAAAAACCAUCUGUUACUACACCAAAGACGGUAGAAAAAGUCAUAUCGGCAUCAAAAAUAACUCCUCUUUCGAAUAGACCUCCAAAACGUGCUACUCUUAUUUCUGUUCCUCGGGGAGAGUCACUUCCCAAGUCACCUCGUAUUAGUCUUAUGGAAAAAUUUGUAACUAAGGACGGUGCCGAUGAUAGUGUCACUGAUAAAAAGCCGAAAUCUGAUAAUCUUGACGAAGAAGAUUGCAUGAUCAUUGAUAAUUCUGAUGAGAGUAUUGACGUUACGCUAGCUUCAAAUGUAUCAAAUGUCACAAAGAACGUUAAAGAAAUGUCGAAUAAAGAAAAAUCAGAAACUGAUCAAGAUGUCAUUGUGGAAAGUGAAAAAAAGAGCGAGAAACUGGACAACUCAUCGGCAAAUUCUGAUAUGGAUGUCGUUGAAAAUUAAGUGUUUGACGAUGUAUUAUUCUAAAUCGUCUGAAACAUGUGAAUCAUGUAAAAUACAACAUAAUAUAAGCAGAUAUAUUCUACGUUUAUACGAAUUAGUUUUAAUUUUGUAAAAUUCAUGAAUGUUUUUUGACGCAUUUUUAUUUUAAUGUUUUUCGUAUAUUUUCUACUCUGUAUUAGGUAAUAAUAGGAGAAGACAAAUUACUAUGAUCAAGCUUAAUAUUUUUUAUAGUUAAAUAUGUAUAAUUUGAUUUUUCAGUCAAAACUUACGAAAAGCUUUUCAAAACAUUCACACUUAGCAGUCUUUGUGAUACAUAAUUUUGUGCCUUAAUAAAUAUAAAAAUAAGUGUUACUGUUGUAUUGGCAUUUAAAAAAUUUUGCAGAAAUUAUAUUAGAUAUCUUGUUCACAAACCGUAUUGAUUACUAUUUUAUUUUUAGUCGUCGCUUCAUAAUCCAUGCAGCAAUAUACUAUACUUUGAAUAGUUACUAUCAUACUAAUCAUUUUUACAUAUUUUUUAAACCCAAUACUAGUUUAUUGUAAAGAAGAUAACUUUAAGAAAUAUAUUAUUUUCACUGCUAUAUAUUACAAGUUAUUUAAAAAACAGUUCUGGAAGAUUUAAUGGUCCGUUUGUAUUAUUAUGUAGUUUUAUGGUGAUUAUUUAAAUAAAGUCAAUACUUAACAAGACAAUACUUUAUUUUCUAUAUUUGUGAGCAUUAAACAA